UUUAUUUCGGCUUGACAAUGGAUCUUCCUUCCAAAUGCAGGCAGCUCCUUCGAACUGCCGUGAUUGCUGCAGUUAUUGCCUUCAUGGGCAUUGCUUACAUGGGUGUGGACUUUGAGCUGACCCUCAAAUUCUCGCAACCAUCAAUACUGUCUUUGGACGAACCACAAGACCAUCCGGCAUUGUCCAGCAGUUCAAGUCGCAAUGAUCAGAUUCUUACACCUAAGCUCUACAGGAACCUAUCAUGUCCCUUCGAAUGGAGCAAGUUUUCAUGCUUUCAUCAGGGACGCGAGGCUCAAGCUGAAGCAGCCCAUGAGCUGGUUGCCAAUGCUUGGAAGCAGCAAAGAAAAAGGACCGUCCGAGACUACUGGAAAUCUCCCUACUUUCUUCAAAGAGAUGAUGAUGAUAGUGAUGAUUCUACUACCGGUAGAAGUAACCUGCUGUUGGUUGGAGACUCAACGAUGCGACAAGUCUUUAUAGCGUUGGGGUGUCGAUUCUGGCAACUGGAUCAGAUUGAGGAAUAUCAUCUGGACUGGAAGGACCACUGGCCAUGCAAUGGAACUCCAAACUGCAUCACAAAAGGGAACCACUCUGGCUUUGAAACAGGUCGUAUACGGUUAAAAGAUGGCGGCCCAGAGAUCUUUUUCCUACCGCAUUCCGGUGCCCUCGGUGGUCAGCACGACAUUGUGGAUCGUUGGAUGCAAGGAUGGAACUCAACGCAACAACAGCUGUCCUUUCAACUGAAUCCGAAAGAGAAUGAGACCAUCUAUCACCUACAAAGUCAAAGGGAUGUUGUGGUGUACAACAUUGGUUUGCACUUGGGUCCAGCAAAGCGAAAGGACAUGUACGGCAAGCUCAACGAACUGGGACAGUCAUUGCUGACAUCCACCAAGUCACCUGCUACAACCAGCAGUGCUCCCACUUGGGUAUACAUGACCACCAUUACACAGCAUUUUCAAACGGUGGACGGUGUCUACAAUAGCGAGCCACUUAAAGUUUCUGCUUUGUCGAAUAGUACCACAAACAACAAUUGCCGGGGCUCCGUGCCGAAGAACCCCAGACGACUGGAUGAACUGCAAGUCUUCCACGAAGGCCAGAAUGUAAAUGUUCUUCUAGAUGUUCGGGAUGAAGCAAUGGGAAAAUAUCAUGUGGGAGGUAUUGAUUGUACCCACUACUGCAUGGCGGGACCACCUGAUUUGAUGGCCAUGCAACUAUUGGAUCGCCUAGCGCAGCAUUAUUUUGGAAGGAGCAAGGGAUAGCCUGCAGCAGUCACGUGCUGGGGUACUGUAGCGGUACGAUUGCAGUUGGAAAUAUAUGGGCAUGGUGAGAUGCGGAAAAGGUACCAGGUACUACCAACAACUCGGCGUAGAUUGAUGGUUUCAGUAGUGCCGUAGCCACAAUCAGUACGUCAAGGCAACAGCCCAUACUUUACUUGUUUGAGUCAAAUGCCCAUCUUAGUAUAGUCACUGGUAGACUCCUCGUUUCCAGUCGUAGCUGGCUGGGAGGAGGAGGUGUUGAGAAUGAUCAGAAGCACUCAGAGCUGGCCACCGGUCCGU
This is a messenger RNA of Seminavis robusta, 1553 nucleotides long. The record is from the annotation of a GenBank genome assembly. NCBI's taxonomy places the organism in Eukaryota, Bacillariophyta, Bacillariophyceae, Naviculales, Naviculaceae.